UGCGCAUGCGUGGUGACCAAUGUGUUACGAAAAAUGCUUUUUACCUGAAGGUUUUCUGAGCUUUGCUGGAUAAACAUUUAUUGUAAACGUAUUAAAAUAAUACAAACACAGCGGGGGUAAUGGCGGAAGAAGAGCAGGAGAGCAAGAAGGGUUUCCGGCUGCUGGGGAUCCUGGAUGUUAAAAACACGCCGUGCGCCAGAGAGGCCAUCCUGCACGGAGCGGGGGGGGCAGUCGGUGCCGGCCUGAUCCACUUCCUGACCACCAGUCGGGUCAAGAGGUCGUUUGACGUUGGAUUUGCAGGAUUCAUGUUCACCACCCUCGGGUCCUG
Messenger RNA from Trematomus bernacchii (emerald rockcod), 328 nucleotides. Its product is annotated as cytochrome c oxidase assembly protein COX20, mitochondrial. The record is from RefSeq and is a predicted model, not a curated record. Gene Ontology annotation, biological process: mitochondrial respiratory chain complex IV assembly. NCBI's taxonomy places the organism in Eukaryota, Metazoa, Chordata, Actinopteri, Perciformes, Nototheniidae. Gene Ontology annotation, cellular component: mitochondrial inner membrane; mitochondrion.